AGUUUGAUGUUCCAUCUUCGGGGUGAAAAAAUAAAGGUUUUUGCUAAAUUUUACUCCGUUUUAUGGAGAAAUCGGUUUAUCGGUGGUCAUUUAAAUGAUACGAUAAUGAGUUAUGUGGUUCGCGAUAUUUUUAACAUCGCCUAGGGCUUGCAGUGGAUCAAAUUGCGGCUGAACAGUUUUAGUUGAUAAAUUCCGGAUUUUCCGUUCCCGGUUUACGGUUUCGGAAGCGGCGCCCGUUUUACGUGUGCGGUGUAGGUAGCGAAGUAUUGGUGACCAUCACCACCGGGCCGGGGCGCGCAGCAUCUUCUUGGAGCCGCUGAACCACUUAUCUCUCGCGCAGCUUAUCAUCAGCCUCGUCCCCCCGUACCUGUGUUAGUUGUUCAUUGAAUCGAAAGUGCACUGUAGUAAAGUAGUUCCCCCAAAAAUGGCCAUGUCCGUUCUGCGUACCUUCUCCCGAAAUAUGGCCACUGCAGCGAAGAUCAACAAUGUCGUCGUGGUCGGAGGAGGCCUUAUGGGUUCCGGUAUAGCGCAGGUCGCGGCCGCCACCGGUCACAACGUGACGAUGGUAGAGAUGAGCGAUUCGCUGGUCCAGAAAGCGAUCGGCGGUAUUCGCAAAAGCUUAGAGCGUGUUGCUAAGAAACAGUUCAAAGAUGAUGCGACCAAGGGACAGCAGUUCAUCGACGGAACGUUGGCAAAGAUCCAGGGCGAAACGAAACCCGAAUCUGCCGUCGCACAGGCGGACCUUGUCGUCGAAGCGAUCGUCGAGCGGAUGGAGGUAAAGCAUCAGCUGUUCAGCAAACUGGACGCUGCGGCGCCAGCCCACACCAUCUUCGCCAGCAAUACCUCCUCCCUAUCGAUCGGCGAGAUCGGUUCGGUAACGAAGCGACAGGAUCGGUUCGGUGGGCUUCACUUUUUCAACCCGGUACCGGUGAUGAAGCUGCUGGAGAUCAUCCGGACCGAUCAGACCUCAGACGAGACGUUCAAGGCGUUGGUUGGCUUCGGGGAACGCUUGGGAAAGAGCUGUAUUACCUGCAAGGAUACGCCCGGUUUCGUCGUGAACCGACUGCUCGUCCCGUACAUGGCCGAAGCUAUACGAUUGCUCGAGCGGGGAGAUGCGUCCGCCCGUGACAUCGAUACGGCGAUGAAGCUCGGCGCAGGCUAUCCGAUGGGACCGAUCGAACUGAUCGAUUACGUUGGACUUGACACAACCAACAACAUCCUGCAGGGUUGGCAUGCCAAGUAUCCCGGAAAUCCGCUCUUCCAGCCGAUCAAAACUCUCGAAAAGUUGGUCAACGAAGGCAAGCUUGGCGUCAAAAAUGGUGAAGGGUUCUAUUCGUACAAAAAGUGAGAACUCAACCAAUGUAUGCUUCAUGCAGCGAGGUUUACAAUCGAGAAAUAAAAGCAUUUAAUAUAGCCUAGCGCUUGUGGAAAGUGAUUGUCAUUGUUGAUC
Molecule: messenger RNA, 1450 nt
Organism: Anopheles darlingi
Lineage: Eukaryota; Metazoa; Arthropoda; Insecta; Diptera; Culicidae
Product: hydroxyacyl-coenzyme A dehydrogenase, mitochondrial-like
Exons: 3
Coding region: 425-1348 (307 amino acids)
Biological process (GO): inositol phosphate biosynthetic process; fatty acid beta-oxidation
Cellular component (GO): nucleus; mitochondrion; cytoplasm
Molecular function (GO): NAD+ binding; inositol-1,4,5-trisphosphate 3-kinase activity; inositol tetrakisphosphate kinase activity
Source: RefSeq, a predicted model, not a curated record